Molecule: messenger RNA, 5320 nt
Organism: Echinops telfairi (small Madagascar hedgehog)
Lineage: Eukaryota; Metazoa; Chordata; Mammalia; Afrosoricida; Tenrecidae
Gene: NPTX1
Product: neuronal pentraxin 1
Exons: 6
Coding region: 1-1452 (483 amino acids)
Biological process (GO): axonogenesis involved in innervation
Cellular component (GO): neuron projection; plasma membrane
Source: RefSeq, a predicted model, not a curated record
AUGAGCCGAGUCCCCAAGGCCGGUGAUCAUCUCCGGCCCGAUCCCGCGGGGCUCAGUUCGGCCAAGUGCCCCAGCCGGAUUCUCCCUCCCAGCCGCAGGACCCUUAGCCCCCUACCCCUGCUCACCCCCGACUCCCUGGACGCCGUUCAGGGGCCCGACGACCCCCCGCAGGGAGUGCCGGCCCGCGGCGCCGCGCGCACCUGGGCGCUGCUCUCCCUCUGCCUGCUGGGCUGCGGGGCCCAGGACUUCGGGCCGACGCGCUUCAUCUGUACCUCGGUGCCGGUGGACGCCGACAUGUGCGCGGCGUCCGUGGCGGCCGGCGGCGCGGAGGAGCUCCGGAGCAACGUGCUGCAGCUCCGCGAGACCGUGCUGCAGCAGAAGGAGACGAUCCUGAGCCAGAAGGAGACCAUCCGCGAGCUGACCACCAAGCUGGGCCGCUGCGAGAGCCAGAGCACGCUGGACACGGGCACCGGCCGCAAGCAGCCCGGCUCCGGCAAGCACACCAUGGGCGACCUGUCCCGGACGCCAGCCGCCGAGACGCUCAGCCAACUCGGGCAAACUUUGCAGUCGCUCAAAACCCGCCUGGAGAACCUGGAGCAGUACAGCCGCCUCAACUCCUCCAGCCAGAGCAACAGCCUAAAGGAUUUGCUGCAGAGCAAGAUCGAGGACCUGGAGCGGCAGGUGCUGUCGCGGGUCAACAGUCUGGAGGAAGGCAAGGGGGGGCCCAAGAACGACACAGAGGAGAGGGUCAAGAUCGAGAACGCCCUGACCUCGCUGCACCAGCGCAUCAGCGAGCUAGAGAAAGGUCAGAAAGACAGCCGGCCCGGGGACAAGUUCCAGCUGACAUUCCCGCUGCGGACCAACUACAUGUAUGCCAAGGUCAAGAAGAGCCUGCCGGAGAUGUACGCCUUCACCGUGUGCAUGUGGCUCAAGUCCAGCGCGGCGCCCGGCGUGGGCACCCCCUUCUCCUAUGCUGUGCCGGGCCAGGCCAAUGAGCUGGUGCUCAUCGAGUGGGGCAGCAACCCCAUGGAGAUCCUCAUCAAUGACAAGGUGGCCAAGCUGCCUUUCGUGAUCAAUGAUGGCAAGUGGCACCACAUCUGUGUGACCUGGACCACCCGGGACGGGGUCUGGGAAGCCUACCAGGAUGGGACCCAGGGCGGCAGUGGCGAGAACCUGGCACCCUACCACCCCAUCAAGCCGCAGGGCGUGUUGGUGCUGGGCCAGGAACAGGACACCCUGGGUGGUGGGUUUGAUGCCACCCAAGCGUUUGUGGGUGAACUGGCUCAUUUCAACAUCUGGGACCGCAAGCUAACGCCGGCGGAGGUGUACAACCUGGCCACCUGCAGCACCAAGGCCCUAACCGGCAACGUUGUCGCCUGGGCCGAGUCCCAAGUUGACAUCUUCGGAGGAGUCACCAAGUGGACAUUUGAAGCCUGUCGCCAGAUCAACUGAGGGCUCUGGGCCAGGGCUGAGCGCCCCCGGCCCCAGCCCCCAGCCCCACACCCGUCCCUCUGCUUGUGCCACCAUGACCCUCCGUCCCCCAGCAAUGAAUCCAAGCCCUGGCCCCUGCACACGCACACAUGCACACACAGCCUGGUUUGCCCCUUCUCUCUGGCACGCACGCACACACGGAGCAGUCCCGGCUGGCGGCUGACCCUGAGGAUAAUCCACCUCUCUUUGGGACCCGUAGACCAGGUCCUGGGCGCCCCCUGCCCUCAGCUGCAGCAGGCGGCCUUGGCAUUUUGCAGGAGGCAGAAGUAGGUGAGAGGGGUGUGUUUGUGUGUGUGUGUGUACGCGCGCGUGCAUGCGUGGCCUGAAGGAGACUUCUGUAGGCGUCGGUGGCCUUUCCUUCCCUUCAUCCCUCUGCCGCUUCAGGGCCUAGCGCCGCCGCCGCCGUCACCAUUGCUGUCCGAGGACCCUGGUGGCUGGCUGCUGCCCACGGGCACUGCUUCCUGAGCACACACAUCUGUCUUUGCAGCCCUUGCGGAGGCCGGCAGUCUCUGGUGAGGAUAGAUGUGCACGCAGCCUGUCCGGCCAGCCCUCCCUUGGAGAGUGUUCACUUUGCAUUCCGAGCCAAAGCCCUCCCUUCCCGAGGCUCCAGUGCGCUGGGAGGGGGAGAGUCUGCUGAGGAAGGGGUGCUGGCUGAGGAUCUGGCUGAGCCCUGUGCACCCACCACCCCUGCUGCUUGCAUUUGUGGCAGUGCAAGGGCCUGCUCCCUCUGCCACCUUUCUCCUCGCACCGCACCCCACCAGGUGGGAUCCAUAUCCCACCUUUAUCUGUGCUGACUGGCCUUCGCCUACAUUCACCUAAGCAGCUGCAGGUAGUCAUGGCCCCAAGGCUGCCGCCUCCCCUUAGUUGCUGGCAGGGGAGACCAGAGACUUCAGUGGGUCAGUCCCAGGGGGGACCUUUCAGACACGGGGACCCGCUUUCUGAUGAAGGCCCAGCCACGCAGAGUCACUGAGAUGUCAACCCAACGGGCUGACAGGUGGCGGGGAGAGGGGUGACCCGUGGUGAUCCUGACAGCCAUAUCCCUCCCCCCCAUCCCAGACCCAGGCCUGGGAGAGCUGGUUCCCAAAGGGCUCCCAGCUGUGGGGGUGCCAUCGCUCACUGGCUAGGGACCUGGCCAGUGUCUAGAGCCUUUGGCUCAUCCCCUUUCCCGUGAAAAGCAGCCACGCACGCUUCCUCCUGGCUCUCCUGAGGAGGGGACAGCGUUGUGUGUGUGUGUGUGUGUGUGUGUGCGCGCGCGCGCUCGCGCCCACAUGCAUGCAUGUGCGUGGAGGGUGAGCAGCCGGCCGGCGGGCACGUCCAGGGCAGUAUCAGCUCUUGGCUCCGCUUGGCCACCCCUGGCCAGGGUGGCACACCCUUCGGGGACCCUGGACUCUGCCACCAGGCGUCUCCUGAGCAAACUACUGGCGAGUCUUCCUGCAGUGUGCUAUGCUGCCUGGCGGCUCACCUGCAGCUGCAGCCAUUCCUCCGGGGAGCAGGCGCUCCUGUCUCCUGUCCCCCGGGAAGGGGUGGGGCUGGGGGAGGCGCCUGCCUCCCUCAACACAGGUCCAUUUUGCCUCGGAAACCCUGUGCAUCUGUGUGUGUCGGUGUCUGUGUGCUCGUAGGUGCAUAGGUGUCUGCACGGUCCCCUAUCGUCGCUCUGUGGUGCGGCCUGCGCCUUCCCAGGAGGCAGAGCCGGGGAGGCCGUGCCUGCUGACGCAGUGGCUUCUUCCUGGACACCCGUGCUCGGCCCGAGCCGGCUGGGCCGUGGCCUCCGCGGGUCUGCAGGAGUCUUCUCUGUUUGCAUGUUCCUCGGGGUGUCGUGUUCCUCGCUCCUCUGGUCCAACGUGUGUCCCCCUGCCUGCAUGGACUCCCACAGACCCGUGUUGUGCGCCUAGAGCCGCUGUGUUCCCUGACCACCCGUGUAGUUACCGACCAUGCUGGUCAUCAAGCCAAGGGUGACGGAGGAGGUCAAGAGGUCGAUCAACUCCCCGCGCCCCUCCCCAUACCCCUCACACACCCAGGAUUUUUAACAAGUAGGUUGAAAACAAGUCCGAGUGCUGCCCGUAGUUGGGAGAGAUCAAGAACUGGAAUCGCCCCCUAGAUCAGAAGAGUCCCCCUCCCCUCACGCCCUCACUUCAGCCAUCUUGGAGCGGCUGCCCUGGCAAGGGCAGGUGCUUUCUCUCCAGCACCUCCCUCAGUCCAGCCGGCCCAGUCGCCCGGACCCCCACUGCCUCCUGCCCCUACGGGCAGGGCACUGUGGGAGCUGUCCAUUUAGGACCACAAGCCAUCCUCUGCCCGCCAUGGAGAAGGGCAGAGCCAACCACGAUGCUUCGUAUGCCUCUGUCCGAAGCCUCCUGACCCUGUCGCCUUCCUUGCCCCUCCCUGGGGCACCCAGGGGGCCAGGGACAGCAGCUGGCGUUUAGCCCCCCUCCCCGCUCCAGAGGAGCCGGUGCCAGGGUCCUCCGUCCCCUCACUGUGUUAACACUUGGCACUUGGCUGCCCCCGAGGAAGGAAGAAGACAGCCACACAGCUAAUCCGAGUAGUUCCCGUCCCCUCCUCAAGCGGUGGACGCUCCCUCUCGCACUGAGUCCCGCAGGCCUCUCUCAGGUAAAUGCCAUUUUAUAAAACAAGAAGAUACUAAGGCGUUGUCCAGGCAGCGCUCCAUUUUUGCCUAGUUGGUGUCCGGCCACCCCCCGACCCCCGGGCACCCCAGCGGUGGGGGGGGAGCCCCCCCCGCAGACAGAGGCUCUCCCGGCCCCCGCCCCCUACUCCGGGGCGGGGGGGCCUUAGAUCCCACUUGAAUCUUAAGCCUUCUUGCUUUUGAUAACAACACAGUAUUAUUUCUCUUACUGUAGAAGAAAAAAAAGUUUAUUACCAAACAAGAGUAUUUUUAUGAAAGAAAAGGACAAACUUAUAAAUUAAAGCUCCACCUAGUCUAUCACCCUCGGAAUCGCUCUCCGGCCCGUUGGCUGGUGCGUGGCCCGAGGGCGCCUAUUUUGGAAGAAAAGAGAUGCGUUUUUUGUACGCUUGCUUUCCCUUUUGUAGGCUCCUGUUGAUUUUCUAAGACUGCGACGAUCACUUUGUGACCAGCCCUGGGACCUGAGACCAAGGGGGUGUCUUGUGUGCGGGGAGGGCCGGGGUGGGCAUGAGGUUCAUGGGAUCGAUCCUUCCCAUGUGCUCCAGGGAGGGGCCCGCCAGUUCUCAUGGGCAUGUUGGCCGUCUCCGGUGGGCUCCGGGACCUGGGAAAAGUGGAGCACUUGCGGGUCAGUCCCAACCCUGGUAGAAGAAGUUAGCGACGCAUUGUUAAAAUUCAGAGGAUUGAAUUGCUUGUCGUCCCUGGCAAACCCAGAAAGAACUCUGGCUUGAGCGGUUUCAUCUCUUCGAACAGUGUGUGAAUUUAUGUGGCUAAGGAUAGGACAUGUGCUACUGUGUGUCCAGUGGACCCGAGUAGGAUUCUCGCCGAAGGGGAACUAGUCUUUGAGGAGGGGGAAAAAAAAGCCCAAUAGUUAGAUCCCCAUUUUGUCUUAUUUGCCAAACCAACCAACAAGCCACCCCUGAGGUUGAUGUUGUUACUUUGUAUAUACUGUAAAGUAUCGGCACUGCGCUCCCACUCUUCCAUUCUUCGCUAACCAAAGCCGGGCACUUUUCACCCGACCGCAGCCAUCUGGGUAUCAGAUGGGUCCAACCCAUGGGACCCGCCCCCUCCCAUCGGCAAGUCUGGAAAUGCACUAUUUCUACGGAUCUUCUUGCUUUCUGCCCGUAUUUUUCAUUUUCUUGCUGAAAUGACAUGAAUUGUUGAGUUUAUUUUUACACAGUAAAGCGUGAAGAAAGA